AUGGAACGUACACCUCUUCCCCCGGCGGCCGAGAAGAUUCGCAAUGAAAUUCGUGAAAUGAUACCAGAAACGGCCACUUUGACCGAUCAACCUGUCAAGGCUCAAGCCGAACUUCUUCAUAAGGAUGAAAACGGGAAUAAGAUAUACGGUGGGAACCUUUUCACGGAGAAAGCUGCUCGACUGAAACAGCACAUGGAGAUUGACCAAAACUGGACAGAGCGCUUGGUAUAUUGGUCAAAGCCGACGAAGCUAGUGAAUCAACGAAAACAAGGAUAUCUCAUACCAUUGUCCGAAGACAUAAUUCUACAGCCUGGAGGGCCAUUACAAGGAGGAUUCGGUUUUCGGGUUACAAACGAGCCGAUUCUGAGUUCCGGAGCUGCCGUUUUCAUUAUGCCUCGAUGA
Penicillium canescens is the source of this 402-nucleotide messenger RNA. RefSeq lists its product as uncharacterized. NCBI's taxonomy places the organism in Eukaryota, Fungi, Ascomycota, Eurotiomycetes, Eurotiales, Aspergillaceae. The record is from RefSeq and is a predicted model, not a curated record. The transcript is spliced from 2 exons. Bases 1 to 402 code for a protein of 133 amino acids.